AUGGCCUCGGUACUAAAAGACAAGGACGAAAUGGAGUCCGCAAUCUCAAAGCUCGCAAUUGACUCCGCAAAAGCGGCAUCCAAAGGCAAGGCCGCAAAGGCCAAGAAGCCCGUAGCAGACUCAUGGGAAGACGAGGACGUUUCCGACGAGGAAGAAGAAGACGACCAGUCCACAGACAAGGACGCGGAAGCAGAAGCAGGCUACGACUCGCCUCAUGAGUGGGCGUCUCUCGGCAGCCAGAGCCACAGCCAGAGCCAAAGCCAGAGUCAGAGCCAGAGCCCGAUGGCGACGUCGGCGUCGGGGAGCGGGGCCGGGACGCCGGCGAAGAGGCCGGAGAAGACGGACGCCGUGGCGAGGCGCAUGAUUGCGGCGGGGUUGGGGCUCAAGGCGCCGCGGCAGACGGAGGAGCAGAGGGCGUACCAGCGGUCGGUGAGGGAGCAGGAGAAGAAGAGGCGGGAUGCGGAGAGGGCUGAGGAGGAGAGGCAGAAGGAGUUGGCGGAGAAGGCGAAGGCGGCUGUGUGGGAUGAUUGA
Messenger RNA from Trichoderma breve, 531 nucleotides. RefSeq lists its product as uncharacterized. Lineage: Eukaryota; Fungi; Ascomycota; Sordariomycetes; Hypocreales; Hypocreaceae. The transcript has 2 exons. The record is from RefSeq and is a predicted model, not a curated record. Bases 1 to 531 code for a protein of 176 amino acids.